Molecule: messenger RNA, 2462 nt
Organism: Heterotrigona itama
Lineage: Eukaryota; Metazoa; Arthropoda; Insecta; Hymenoptera; Apidae
Source: the annotation of a GenBank genome assembly
CAAGUAAUCUAGUAUCGAAAUUAAAUUAUUAAAUUUAUUCUUCUUUUCUAAUCACUUUCAGUGACGUGAAAUCGAAUCUUCUAACGGAGGUGCCAAAUCUACGAAAUUGCAGCGAACUCAGGGUUUUGGACUUGGCCAGUAAUAUGAUUCCGUCAUUGCCAGAUGAGUCAUUCAAAGGUCUGAGCAUGCUGCACGACCUGCUUCUGUCGAACAACAAAUUGCAAGUGAUCCCAAGCGGCGCGUUCACCGGAUUGUCGAGGUUGCAGGUGUUAAAUCUCGGGAACAACGUAUUUCCAGCACUGCCAACGUCGGGACUGUCAGGCCUGUUACACCUUAAAACGUUCAACAAUCCAGCAUUGAGAGAAUUCCCGGCACCAGAGAGGUUUCCACGUGUGCAAACGAUGGUACUGUCGUACGCUUAUCAUUGUUGCUCGUUCUUGUCGGUCGAGGUGGAAGAUCCGGUGACCAAAUCCUCCGUUCAGGAGUCUAUCUUUUUCCCUACAGACAAUGACUUCGAUAUGAGUCUGUGGAACUCGAGUUUCACCGAUAUCUGGCCACAGCUGAAUAACAUGACCGACAAAUUUGGCUCGCAAAUAAAUGAACUUUGGGCUAACUUUGGUUCAGAUUUUACGUACCCUGGUAACCUGCCCUCAUAUGUUGAGGAUUAUUUUGAAGAGCAGAACAGCCGUGUUACGCUGCCAGCUCGAACGCUGCCUUCUCACGUACAGUGCCUACCUCAACCUGGUCCUUUUUUACCGUGCCAAGAUCUCUUCGACUGGUGGACUCUACGUUGCGGCGUAUGGGUGGUAUUUUUGCUCGCCAUGCUGGGAAACGGGACCGUGGUGUUUGUGUUGAUAUUCUCCAGAAGCAAGAUGGAUGUUCCUCGGUUUCUCGUUUGCAACCUCGCGGCAGCAGAUUUCUUCAUGGGCAUUUAUUUAGGCCUGCUGGCGGUGGUGGACGCAUCGACGCUUGGUGAAUUCCGGAUGUACGCCAUUCCGUGGCAGACGUCCGCCGGAUGUCAGCUAGCUGGCUUCCUGGGUGUUCUCAGUUCUGAAUUGAGCGUGUACACGUUGGCGGUGAUCACUCUGGAAAGGAACUACGCCAUAACACACGCCAUGCACCUGAACAAAAGACUGUCCCUGAAACAUGCGGGCUAUAUAAUGACCGUAGGUUGGUGUUUCGCCCUGUCGAUGGCAAGUCUGCCCCUGAUCGGUGUCUCGGAUUACAGAAAGUUCGCCAUAUGCCUGCCAUUCGAGACUAAUGGGAACGCGGCCCUGGCGUACGUGAUCUUCCUAAUGCUGAUCAACGGCGUUGCGUUUCUCAUAUUGAUGGGAUGCUAUCUGAAGAUGUACUGCGCGAUCAGAGGCUCGCAGGCGUGGAACUCGAACGAUUCUCGGAUUGCUAAGCGGAUGGCUCUGCUGGUGUUCACCGACUUCCUCUGCUGGUCACCCAUAGCGUUCUUCUCGCUGACCGCCACGUUUGGGUUGCAGCUGGUGUCCCUCGAACAAGCGAAAGUGUUCGCCGUGUUCGUGUUGCCGUUGAACUCCUGCUGCAACCCGUUUCUGUACGCGAUCUUGACCAAACAGUUCAAGAAAGACUGCGUGCUUAUCUGCAAGGCGAUCGAGGAGUCUAGGGUGACCAGGGGGAUCGGCCGAUGUCGGCACAGCUCCAACUUCAGCAACAGGCAGACACCUGUGAAUACGAACAGUCUGGUGGACAGAUCGUCGCGAGAAAAUCAGACACCCUGCGCCUGUAAUUCAAGACUGCUCGAGGCCAGCCAGUGCUCCGGCUACCGGCGAUGGGGCACCAGGAUACUGUGGCCAUGCGCCAGGGAUACCAGACCCAGACACGCCCGUAGCGAUCAGUACGCUUACCAGAUCGCCGAGAUUCAACAGAAGCAGCACAAACGGGCCUCGUCCGUGUCCUCCAGUGAGAACUUCUCCUCGUCUAGGUCGGACUCUUGGAGGCAGACACAUCACUGCGGCAUCCCAUUGAGGCUGUUGGACCCGAAACGAAGAGCCUCUUCGUGGCUGAUCACCAGGAAACCGUCGCAAGACUCGAACCUCAGCUCCUCCAGGAACGAUUCCUCCGGUUCUGCCACCACUGCCAGCACAAGCACUUGGAGAAUCUCAAGGUCCAGCGCGUCGCUAGAGGUAACCGCGAGAAACACGCCCAGACCGACCAGGUCGAAGCCACGGCUCACUCGUCAGCUGGCUAUACAAGAACCGGAACCACCCGGAUCACCGAGCAGAUUGGCCGUCAGGCUCCUUGCAACCAUACCCUCUGCGGCAGAGACCAGCGAUCAACAAGACGACGACAAUACGCCGCAAAACUGAACGAUCAUCUUGCGCGCAUUUCUGUUUGUUAGAGAUCGUAGCCGAUUGUAAUAGAGUAAAGACACAAGUCGCUCGUUGCUGCCGAACGGUUUCAGUAUUAAGUGUCCUCUGUGUGUGUGUGUGUGU